UAGUUUUUGUUUUCAGAUUAUUAUCCGUUUUUAUUAUAUUGUCAUAUUUAUCACAGCGGUCUUUUAAAGAUAAUAGUUUCUUACUGUAGGCUCGGGUGCACGUCUUGAUUUUUUUAUCGGAUUUACGAUGAAUACUUGAGUUUAUUUUACGUUCGCGUCCGUAUGUAAAUAAAAUUUCGAAAAUGUAUAGCAAUAACGAAAGAACGGUGAUAGCGAUGAAUGAAAAUAACAAUUAUGGAUCGGUGGGAAGAAACCUUGAGAGGUCCAGUAUUACAAGUAUCACUACACCAAAGAGGGUAAUUUAUUGCGUCCAUGGAAAACCCAGUACUGGAUGUUGUACGGUUUCAGAAGGGGAAGUGGUGAAUGUGGAACCUAGUGAUUCUAAUAUCAGCAAUUUUGCAAAGGAAAAUACGGAUACUACCGAGUUAGUUAAUAAACAUUGCCAUAGAUCUUCCGCCCCUUCGGUCGAUAAAAAAGCAAGAAAAAAAUUAAUACUAGCCAGUAUUCUGUGUGUUAUUUUUAUGAUUGGGGAAGUUAUCGGUGGUUAUCUGUCGAAUAGCUUAGCUAUAGCUUCGGAUGCGGCUCACCUCCUAACAGAUUUUGCCAGCUUUAUGAUCUCAUUAUUUUCGUUAUACAUGGCUCACCGACCAUCGACGAAGCAAAUGUCAUUCGGGUGGUAUCGUGCCGAAGUCAUAGGCGCCCUUACUUCGGUACUAAUGAUUUGGGUUGUCACAGGAGUGCUGGUUUACAUAGCAAUUCAAAGGGUCAUUUAUGAAAAUUUCGAAAUUGAUGCGCCUGUGAUGCUGAUCACUUCAGGAGUGGGAGUGCUCGUAAAUUUAGUAAUGGGGUUAACCUUACAUCAGCACGGACACUCUCACAGUGGUGAUUCAAACCACAGUCACUCCAACAAAUCCAAACAAAACAUUAACGUUAGAGCGGCAUUUAUCCACGUAAUUGGAGACUUCUUACAAAGCUUUGGAGUCUUAGUAGCCGCCAUUGUGAUUUAUUACGAGCCUACUUGGUCAAUGGUAGACCCAGUAUGCACAUUCAUAUUUUCCGUAUUAGUCGUAAUAACGACAUUUGCGAUUAUUAAAGACGCACUUUUGGUGCUUAUGGAAGCUUUACCCAAAGGAAUUGAUUUCGAGGAAGUCAUGAACAUCGCUUUAAAUAUAGAAGGCGUUAAGAGGGUGCAUAAUUUAAGAAUAUGGGCUCUGAGUUUAGAUAAAAUUGCAAUGUCGGCACACAUAGCUAUAAGUCCGGGAACGAAUCCUCAGAACGUGUUAAUGGAGGCGACGAAAAAAAUUCACGACAAGUUCAACUUUUUCGAAAUGACGUUACAGAUCGAGGAGUUCCAAGAAAUCAUGGAGGAUUGCAAGCAAUGCCAGAAUCCGUAGAUUAUUUUCCGGGACUUGGACUAUAUUUAUUUAUGUUAAUAAACAUUUUUUAUCCACUUUCCGCGUAUUUGUCAAAUAAA
Messenger RNA from Cylas formicarius (sweet potato weevil), 1474 nucleotides. It is a transcript of the gene ZnT35C, whose product is annotated as proton-coupled zinc antiporter SLC30A2. The record is from RefSeq and is a predicted model, not a curated record. NCBI's taxonomy places the organism in Eukaryota, Metazoa, Arthropoda, Insecta, Coleoptera, Brentidae. Gene Ontology annotation, molecular function: zinc ion transmembrane transporter activity. The transcript has 7 exons. Gene Ontology annotation, cellular component: plasma membrane. The coding region runs from base 183 to 1394 and encodes 403 amino acids. Gene Ontology annotation, biological process: zinc ion transmembrane transport; response to zinc ion.